This is a messenger RNA of Eptesicus fuscus (big brown bat), 5093 nucleotides long. It is a transcript of the gene LRP6, whose product is annotated as LDL receptor related protein 6. The record is from RefSeq and is a predicted model, not a curated record. The transcript has 24 exons. Gene Ontology annotation, molecular function: Wnt receptor activity; Wnt-protein binding. Gene Ontology annotation, biological process: receptor-mediated endocytosis involved in cholesterol transport; chemical synaptic transmission; canonical Wnt signaling pathway. Bases 7 to 4848 code for a protein of 1613 amino acids. NCBI's taxonomy places the organism in Eukaryota, Metazoa, Chordata, Mammalia, Chiroptera, Vespertilionidae.
GGGAAGAUGGGGGCCGUGCUGAGGAGCCUCCUGGCCUGCAGCUUCUGUGUGCUCCUGAGAGCGGCCCCUUUGUUACUUUAUGCAAACAGACGGGACUUGCGAUUGGUUGAUGCUACAAAUGGCAAGGAGAAUGCUACAAUUGUAGUUGGAGGCUUGGAAGAUGCAGCUGCAGUGGACUUUGUGUUUGGUCAUGGCUUGAUAUACUGGAGUGAUGUCAGCGAAGAAGCCAUUAAAAGAACAGAGUUUAACAAAACUGAGAGUGUACAGAAUGUUGUCGUUUCUGGAUUAUUAUCUCCUGAUGGGCUGGCAUGCGAUUGGCUUGGAGAAAAAUUAUACUGGACAGAUUCUGAAACUAAUCGGAUUGAAGUUUCUAAUCUAGAUGGAUCUUUACGAAAAGUUUUAUUUUGGCAAGAGUUGGAUCAACCUAGAGCCAUUGCCUUAGAUCCUUCAAGUGGAUUCAUAUACUGGACAGACUGGGGAGAAGUACCAAAGAUAGAGCGUGCUGGAAUGGAUGGUUCAAGUCGCUUCGUUAUAAUAAACACUGAAAUUUACUGGCCAAAUGGAUUGACUUUGGAUUAUGAGGAACGAAAGCUUUAUUGGGCAGAUGCAAAACUUAAUUUCAUUCACAAAUCAAAUCUGGAUGGAACAAAUCGGCAGGCAGUGGUUAAAGGUUCCCUUCCUCAUCCUUUUGCCUUGACGUUAUUUGAGGACACAUUGUACUGGACUGACUGGAAUACACACUCCAUUUUGGCUUGCAACAAGUACACUGGCGAGGGUCUGCGUGAAAUCCAUUCUAACAUCUUCUCUCCCAUGGAUAUACAUGCUUUCAGCCAACAGAGGCAGCCAAAUGCUACAAAUCCAUGUGGAAUUGAUAAUGGUGGUUGUUCCCAUUUGUGUUUGAUGUCUCCAGUCAAGCCUUUUUAUCAGUGUGCUUGCCCAACUGGGGUCAAACUCCUGGAGAAUGGAAAAACUUGCAAAGAUGGUGCCACUGAAUUAUUGCUUUUAGCCCGAAGGACAGACUUGAGACGCAUUUCUUUGGAUACACCAGACUUCACAGACAUUGUUCUACAGUUAGAAGAUAUCCGUCAUGCCAUUGCUAUAGAUUAUGAUCCUGUGGAAGGCUAUAUCUACUGGACUGAUGAUGAAGUGAGGGCCAUACGCCGCUCAUUCAUAGAUGGAUCUGGUAGUCAGUUUGUGGUCACUGCUCAGAUUGCACAUCCUGAUGGUAUUGCUGUUGACUGGGUUGCCCGAAAUCUUUAUUGGACAGACACUGGCACUGAUCGAAUAGAAGUAACAAGGCUCAAUGGGACCAUGAGGAAGAUACUGAUUUCGGAGGACUUAGAGGAACCCCGGGCUAUUGUGUUAGAUCCCAUGGUUGGGUACAUGUAUUGGACUGACUGGGGAGAAAUCCCAAAAAUUGAACGAGCAGCUCUGGAUGGUUCUGACCGAGUAGUGUUGGUUAACACUUCUCUUGGUUGGCCAAAUGGUUUAGCCUUGGAUUAUGAUGAAGGCAAAAUAUACUGGGGAGAUGCCAAAACAGACAAAAUUGAGGUUAUGAAUACUGAUGGCACUGGGAGACGAGUACUAGUGGAAGACAAAAUUCCUCACAUUUUUGGGUUUACUUUGUUGGGGGACUAUGUUUACUGGACUGACUGGCAGAGGCGGAGCAUCGAAAGAGUACACAAGCGGAGUGCAGAGAGGGAAAUCAUCAUAGAUCAGCUCCCUGACCUCAUGGGCCUAAAGGCCACAAAUGUUCAUCGAAUCAUUGGUUCCAACCCCUGCGCUGAUGAAAAUGGGGGAUGUAGCCAUCUUUGCCUAUAUAGACCUCAGGGCCUUCGCUGUGCCUGUCCCAUUGGCUUUGAACUCAUCAGUGACAUGAAGACCUGCAUUGUCCCAGAGGCUUUCCUUUUGUUUUCUCGGAGAGCAGAUAUCAGGCGAAUUUCUUUGGAAACUAACAAUAAUAAUGUGGCCAUUCCACUCACUGGUGUCAAAGAAGCUUCUGCUUUGGAUUUUGAUGUGACAGACAACCGAAUUUACUGGACUGAUAUAUCACUCAAGACCAUCAGCAGAGCCUUUAUGAAUGGCAGUGCAUUGGAACAUGUGGUGGAAUUUGGCCUAGAUUAUCCAGAAGGCAUGGCAGUAGACUGGCUUGGGAAGAACUUGUACUGGGCAGACACAGGAACGAAUCGAAUUGAAGCAUCGAAGUUGGAUGGGCAGCACCGACAAGUUUUGGUGUGGAAAGACCUAGACAGUCCCAGAGCUCUUGCGUUGGACCCUGCUGAAGGAUUUAUGUAUUGGACUGAAUGGGGUGGAAAACCUAAGAUAGACAGAGCUGCCAUGGAUGGAAGUGAACGUACUACAUUAGUUCCAAAUGUGGGGCGUGCAAAUGGCCUAACUAUCGAUUAUGCUAAAAGGAGGCUCUACUGGACAGACCUGGACACCAACUUAAUAGAAUCUUCAAAUAUGCUGGGACUCAACCGUGAAGUUAUAGCAGAUGACUUGCCUCAUCCUUUUGGCUUAACUCAGUACCAAGAUUACAUCUACUGGACAGACUGGAGCCGACGCAGCAUUGAGCGUGCCAACAAAACUAGUGGCCAAAACCGCACCAUCAUUCAGGGCCAUUUGGAUUAUGUGAUGGACAUCCUCGUCUUUCACUCCUCUCGGCAGGCAGGCUGGAAUGAGUGUGCUUCCAGCAAUGGGCACUGCUCCCACCUCUGCUUGGCUGUGCCAGUGGGAGGUUUUGUUUGUGGAUGUCCUGCCCACUACUCUCUUAAUGCUGACAACAGGACUUGUAGUGCUCCAACUACUUUCCUGCUCUUCAGUCAGAAGAGUGCUAUCAACCGCAUGGUAAUUGAUGAACAGCAGAGUCCCGACAUCAUCCUUCCUAUCCACAGCCUUCGGAAUGUCCGGGCCAUUGACUAUGACCCACUGGACAAACAACUGUAUUGGAUUGAUUCACGACAAAACAUGAUCCGAAAAGCACAAGAAGAUGGCAGCCAGGGCUUUACUGUGGUUGUGAGCUCAGUUCCGAAUCAGAACCUAGAAAUACAACCCUAUGACCUCAGCAUUGAUAUUUAUAGCCGGUACAUCUACUGGACUUGUGAGGCCACCAACGUCAUUACUGUAACAAGACUAGAUGGGAGAUCAAUUGGAGUGGUGCUAAAAGGCGAGCAAGACAGGCCUCGAGCCAUCGUGGUAAACCCAGAGAAAGGGUAUAUGUAUUUUACCAAUCUUCAGGAAAGGUCUCCGAAAAUUGAACGAGCUGCUUUGGAUGGAACAGAACGGGAGGUUCUAUUUUUUAGUGGCUUAAGUAAACCAAUUGCUUUAGCCCUUGAUAGCAGACUGGGCAAGCUCUUUUGGGCUGAUUCAGAUCUCCGGCGAAUUGAAAGCAGUGAUCUCUCAGGUGCCAACCGGAUAGUAUUAGAAGACUCCAAUAUCUUGCAGCCCGUGGGACUGACUGUGUUUGAAAAUUGGCUCUAUUGGAUUGAUAAGCAGCAGCAAAUGAUUGAAAAAAUUGACAUGACAGGUCGAGAGGGUAGAACCAAAGUCCAGGCUCGAAUAGCCCAGCUUAGUGACAUUCAUGCUGUAAAGGAGCUGAACCUUCAGGAAUAUAGACAGCACCCUUGUGCUCAGGAUAAUGGUGGCUGUUCACAUAUUUGUCUUGUAAAAGGAGAUGGUACUACAAGGUGCUCUUGCCCCAUGCACUUGGUUCUGCUUCAAGAUGAACUAUCAUGUGGAGAACCCCCAACAUGUUCUCCUCAGCAGUUUACUUGUUUCACGGGAGAAAUUGAUUGUAUCCCUGUGGCUUGGCGGUGUGAUGGGUUUACUGAAUGUGAAGACCACAGUGAUGAACUCAAUUGUCCUGUAUGCUCAGAGUCCCAGUUCCAGUGUGCCAGUGGACAGUGUAUCGAUGGUGCCCUCAGAUGCAAUGGAGAUGCAAACUGCCAGGAUAAAUCAGACGAGAAGAACUGUGAAGUGCUUUGUUUAAUUGAUCAGUUCCGCUGUGCCAAUGGUCAGUGCAUUGGAAAACAUAAGAAAUGUGAUCAUAAUGUGGAUUGCAGUGACAAAUCAGAUGAACUGGAUUGUUAUCCAACCGAGGAGCCAGCACCACAGGCCACCAAUACAGUUGGUUCAGUUAUUGGAGUAAUUGUCACUAUUUUUGUGUCUGGAACCAUAUACUUUAUUUGCCAGAGGAUGUUGUGUCCACGUAUGAAGGGAGAUGGAGAAACCAUGACUAAUGACUACGUAGUUCAUGGACCAGCUUCUGUGCCCCUUGGUUACGUGCCACACCCAAGUUCUUUGUCAGGAUCUCUUCCAGGAAUGUCUCGAGGUAAAUCAAUGAUCAGCUCACUCAGUAUCAUGGGGGGAAGCAGUGGACCCCCUUAUGACCGAGCUCAUGUCACAGGAGCGUCAUCGAGUAGCUCUUCAAGCACCAAAGGCACUUACUUCCCUGCAAUUUUGAACCCUCCGCCAUCCCCAGCCACAGAGCGAUCACAUUACACUAUGGAAUUUGGUUAUUCUUCAAACAGUCCUUCCACUCAUAGGUCCUACAGCUACAGGCCAUACAGUUACCGGCACUUUGCACCCCCAACCACACCCUGCAGCACAGAUGUUUGUGACAGUGACUAUGCUCCCAGCCGGAGAAUGACCUCAGUGGCAACAGCCAAGGGCUAUACUAGUGACUUGAACUAUGACUCAGAGCCUGUGCCCCCACCUCCCACACCCCGAAGCCAAUACUUAUCAGCAGAAGAGAACUAUGAAAGCUGCCCACCUUCACCAUACACAGAGAGGAGCUACUCUCAUCACCUCUACCCUCCGCCACCCUCUCCCUGUACAGACUCCUCCUGAGGAGGGGCCCUCCUCCUCUGACUGCCUCCAAUGCAAACAUGCUCAGCUCUUCAAUUUGACUGCUGUUUGUGCAUAAUGAUCAAAGGUUAGACAUAUUGCUCCUCUUUACUUCUAAGAUUGUUUUAAUGCUCAUUAAUCUGUCUUUUUACAACACAUAUAGACAAUGUUUAAGAAUUACAAAUUUAACCGUUAUGUUUUUGUUAUAAGUUGAUCAUAUAUCCUUGCAGUACUUUCAGCAUGUAAUA